UGCCUCUGGAUGUUAGAGAAGUCACUCGACUUAACAAGACAACACAAGAGGAGAACUGAACAACAAGAGCAAGAUCAUGUACAUGAGAUCAAACAGCGUUGUAUUGUCUUUACCGACAAAUAACUUUUUCCAGGAUAGUUUUCCUAUGGCCGCCGCGAUGCCGCGGAGCAAAGAGCCCGAGAUUUUUACCUUCGAGCAGGCUCCCGUGGAGGCUGCCCACAGACCCGCUGCAGUUCCCCGCCAGAGGAGGAAGAACACCCGGGUCAUGUACCCCUCGCACGUCCGCAAAUACCUUCCACCAACCGAGAAGAGCCCCGCCAAGCGCUGGCUGGUGAUCCUGUGCCUUGUGGUGUUCCUGCAGAUCUGGACCGAGGAUGGUGUCGUUGACUCGCCGACCGAUAGCGCAGUCAAGGAGUCGUGCGAAGAGACACCUUUCGCUCAGUACCAGGUCCUGGCGUUCCAGUCGGCAGAGGGAUUGGUGGAGGAGCAGGCUCGCCCAUUGUCGGAUGAGACAGAGCAAGAGCAAGAAGAACAGACCUCCGAGAACCAAGUGCUCAACACCACCUGUCUGAGCUGCACCGAGGAGAUCAAGUGCCCGCCAGAGCCCAGCACGAGCAACGGCUACGUCGUCGCCCUGCUCUACCCAGUUUACCACAGUCGGCUGGGGAGCGAGGACUGAAUUAAACUGAACUUGAACUAUCUCAGAGUCGACACACCAGUCGACUGAAAACUACAAACUACAGCACUGCCUCACCUGCUGGACACGCCAAGGUGACAAGUGAAGAAGACUCGGGCUCGCCGGUGAAGGCGCAGAGCGCAGAGAGCACAAGACGCAUAUUGAUGGCACUGACCGGAGUGUAUCAGAAUUACAGAUACGCACAAAUGAAGGGACUCUGAAGGGUCUGGUGGCUUAUUGCUGACCAUGUCUCUGGGAUGACACUUGAAUGGCUUAUAGAUAAAUACUUGAAUAUUACUUUGAAGGUAGAAAUGACAGUUGACUACAAACCCAAGCCUUACAAGUAGACCUACUUAUUGCAUAACUCUUGAAACCUGCUUGAUGAUGUCAUGUUUGACGUUUGUGUGUGUAAUAGCCUACUACUACCUAACUGACAGAACUUGAAUUAUUAAUUUCUUACUAAUAUUGUUGUCAUAUUUGUUUUGUUCCUGUGAAAAGAUGUUUAGUUAUUUAUUUAAUAUUUUAUUUAUUUAAUAUUUUGAUUGUAUUUAUUUGUGAGCACUUGAUGUUGAGCUCCUAUAUGAUGAAUUAAAUAUUUGAAACGUGAACUUAAUUUUGGUCUCUGAGUUU
Messenger RNA from Engraulis encrasicolus (European anchovy), 1306 nucleotides. RefSeq names its product immediate early response 3 (gene ier3). The record is from RefSeq and is a predicted model, not a curated record. NCBI's taxonomy places the organism in Eukaryota, Metazoa, Chordata, Actinopteri, Clupeiformes, Engraulidae. The coding region runs from base 77 to 679 and encodes 200 amino acids. Gene Ontology annotation, biological process: negative regulation of apoptotic process. The transcript has a single exon.